Messenger RNA from Pelecanus crispus (Dalmatian pelican), 2805 nucleotides. Its product is annotated as alpha glucosidase. Gene Ontology annotation, molecular function: alpha-1,4-glucosidase activity; carbohydrate binding. Gene Ontology annotation, biological process: carbohydrate metabolic process. NCBI's taxonomy places the organism in Eukaryota, Metazoa, Chordata, Aves, Pelecaniformes, Pelecanidae. The record is from RefSeq and is a predicted model, not a curated record.
CCAGGACGAUGAAGUCGUACCAGAAGCUGACGACGGCCGUGCCACAGCCAGCGGCAUGCCGGGGGGAGGAGGAAGGGGCCGCACCGAUACCCGCCGGCCGUGGGAAGCUGGCCCCGUGGUGGGUGGGCAGCGGGCUGCUCGUGGCCACCGUGCUGCUGAGCACCAUCACUGUCUGGGUGCUGCGGCAAGUAUCAGGGGGCUGGCCCAGACCUGCGCUGCCCCCCAAAUGUCUCCUGGUACCCGAAAGCCACCGCUUUGACUGCUACCCAGAGCGGCACGUGGUGGUGACCCAGGAGCUCUGCGAAAGCCGGGGGUGCUGCUUCAUCGAGAGCCCCCUGCCAGCAGGGGGCAAGCGGGGGGUACCCUGGUGCUUCUACCCCCCUGACUUCCCCAGCUACACCCUGGAGAGCCUCAACCAGACGGCACUGGGCAUGGUGGGGUUGCUGGUGCGGAGGAAGAAGGCCUAUUACCCCCGGGACAUCGAGAUGCUGAGGCUGGACGUGGAGUUUGAGACAGACACGCGGCUGCACAUCAAGAUAACGGAUGUGGCCAGCCCGCGGUAUGAGGUUCCCCUCGAGGUUCCCCGGGUGAUGAAGAGAGCAGAAAACCCCAUCUACAGCCUGGACUUCUCCUGGGACCCCUUUGGGGUGGUGCUGCGGCGCAGGGCGACAGGGACAGUGCUGCUCAACACCACCGUGGCCCCUUUGAUCUUUGCUGACCAGUUUCUGCAGAUAGCCACAUCGCUCCCAUCCAGGUUCCUCUACGGGCUGGGGGAGCACCGUGGCACCCUCCUGCACAGCCUGGACUGGAGCACCCUCACGCUGUGGGCACGCGACGUCUCUCCCACGGAAUCAUUCAACCUCUACGGCGCUCACCCCUUCUACCUGCUGAUGGAGGAGGGUGGAGAUGCUCAUGGGGUUUUCCUCCUCAACAGCAACGCAAUGGAGGUGGCCCUGCAGCCUGCUCCAGGCCUGACCUGGAGGACUAUCGGGGGGGUGCUGGAUUUUUACAUCUUCCUGGGGCCUGAUCCCAACAUGGUCAUCCAGCAGUACCAGCAGGUGAUAGGUUUCCCAGCCAUGCCACCCCUCUGGGCGCUCGGCUUUCACCUCUGCCGCUGGGGCUACGGAUCCAGCAAUGAGACCUGGCAGACCGUGAGAGCCAUGAGGAACUACCAGAUCCCCCAGGAUACACAGUGGAAUGACAUCGAUUACAUGGACGGGUACCGGGAUUUCACCUUCGAUCCAUGGAAAUUCGCCUCCCUCCCCUCGCUGGUGGAAGACCUCCACAAACACGGGCAGCACUACGUUAUGAUCUUGGAUCCCGGCAUCAGCAGCACCAACCCUAAUGGCUCCUACUGGCCUUUCGAUGAAGGCUUGAGACGGGGCUUGUUCCUAAACACCACCCAAGGGCAGCCGCUCAUCGGGCAGGUCUGGCCCGGCUUCACUGCCUUUGCAGACUUCUCCAACCCGGACACGCACCAGUGGUGGCUGGAGAACCUGCAGCGCUUCCAUGCCCAUGUGCCCUUCGACGGCCUCUGGAUCGACAUGAAUGAACCAUCCAACUUCAUGGAUGGGUCUGAAGACGGCUGCCCCCCAGGAGAGCUCGACAGCCCACCAUACACCCCGGCCGUGCUGGGCGAUUCUCUCUCUGCGAAGACGGUGUGUGCCUCGGCGAAGCAGAAAGCCUCAGUACACUACAACCUCCACAACCUCUAUGGGCUGAUGGAAGCCAAAGCCACGGCGAGCGCGUUGAUCAGGAUCCGGGGGAAGCGCCCCUUCGUCAUCUCCCGCUCCACCUUCCCCAGCCAGGGCCGGUACUCGGGGCACUGGCUGGGUGACAACCAGAGCCAGUGGAAGGACAUGUAUUACUCCAUCCCAGGGUUGCUGAGCUUCAGCCUCUUUGGCAUCCCACUGGUUGGGGCGGACAUCUGUGGCUUCUCCGGCAGCACCUCAGAGGAGCUGUGCACCCGCUGGAUGCAGCUCGGCGCCUUCUACCCCUUCGCCCGCAACCACAACACCCAGAACGAGAAGGCCCAGGACCCGACGGUGUUCAGCCCCACGGAAAGUACGGCCAUGAAGGAUGUGUUGCUGACUCGCUACUCCCUCCUGCCCUUCCUCUACACCCUGUUCCACCGUGCUCACCUGCAAGGGGACACCGUCGCCCGGCCCUUGUUCUUUGAGUUCCCCCGGGAUGUGGCCACCUUGGGUCUGGACAGGCAGUUCCUGUGGGGCCGGAGCCUGCUGGUGACGCCGGUGCUGGAGCCUGGGGUGGACUCGGUCACAGGCUACGUCCCCCGAGGCGUGUGGUACGACUUCUACACGGGCUCCUCAGUGAACAGCAGCGGGGAGAUGCUGAAGAUGUCAGCCCCCCUGGAGCACCUCAACCUGCAUGUCCGGGAGGGUUCCAUCCUGCCCACCCAGAAACCAGGGAUCACCAGUGAGGCGACCCGAGGGAAUCCCCUGCACCUCAUCGUGGCCUUGUCCUCGAGUGCCACUGCCUGGGGGGACCUCUUCUGGGACGAUGGUGAGAGCCUGGACACCUUUGAGCGGGGCAGCUACUCCUACCUAGUGUUCAACGUCACGCAGAACAUCUUCACCUCCACCGUGCUCCACGCCAGCACCGAGGCCACCGAGGUCACCAUUGGCACACUGAGCAUCUUUGGGGUGCGGGAGCCACCCAGCAAGGUCCUCCUGAAUGGCCAGGAGAAGCCCUUCUCUUACCUGGACAACCAGGUUCUCACCGUGAGCGACCUCGGCCUCAGCCUCAGCCAGGGCUUCUCUCUGCAGUGGCUGUGAGCGGGGGGAC